AUGGAUAGACCCGAAGGCGAUGGCGUUCGGAACCAGAGCCUAAAUCAACAGAAGACUGUUUCUUAUAGAGACCUCAAAAGCUUAAUCAAAUUGAAAAAUUGGUUUUACAAUCACACCACUUCAAAUGAUCAAAGAUACAGAGCCAUACAGAGGGUCAAGGCUUUUGCAUCAAGGGGAAGACUACCACACGGAGUUGAAAUAACCUCACUGCUAAUAUCGAUACGGAUAUCCGACCCAAUUGAUAAAUCUAAGUUUCCCAAGCAGCACGAUGCAAGUUUACUUCAAUUAUCAUACUCGAUGGCAUUGAUAAGGUUUGUCAAUGGGCUAUUAGACCCACUCCAACAGGGUAACUUUGCCAUCUCCUUGCAUUCUUUAGCAAGAAACAUAGAGCUUCCUUCCUUUUUUGUUGAGCUUCGGCAUAUGGGGACACACGAACAAAUACCGAGUCUUGAAGUUUUAAGACUUGCAACAGAUAAAGCGUUGGAUUGGUUAUUUGAGAAUUAUUGGAGUGAGAUUGAAGCUAAGAAUGGAGCAGAUCUGAAAAACGGCGAUGGUGAUAUUGAACCCGAGGAAGACUUAGAUCAAAAUAGAGAUCGGGUGAUAUCGAUUUUGAAAGCAUACAAAAGGAUCCGCAAGCAGAACUUAGAUCAAAUUCACGAUAAAACAAGCAAUUCUGGUUCAAAAUACUGGAAGACGAUAAAUUACUUACUUGGCUAUUCUCAGUCAAAUACUAAAACUUUGAUAAAUAUUCUCAUGACUGAAAAUUUCCUAAUUUAUAACCGUGACAAGUUAAAUGAUAGUAAAAAAUUGAAAUUCAACCCUUUACUUUUCAAAUUAUAUAAACCGCUUCUAGAUGAAUUAGGACCCAGCUUUAAAGAUUCCUUACUAGGCGAUCUUUUCUCAAACCUACAAACAAGCAACUCAAAUACAGAAUCGUGCUUUGCUCUUCGGGACGAGAGAGAAUUAGCUCAAUCUGAAGACUGGAUCACCUUUUUAAUAUCUGAUCUAGCCGAAGGAUCUUCAGCACUACUUGAAAACAGAACCCGUGCUAUUGGAAACUUAGACAGUUCCAUACAAUCGAAAUACUUACCAAUAGUAGAAAAAGCACUACUAGAUCAACCACGAAACAAUGAAGUAGAGGAGAUUCUUACCUUCAUAAGUUCGAAAUCCUCGCCUAACAACCCAACCGUCUUCACCGUUCCUCCCUCUCUAGAUGAGAUUUUGAAUGCUUCAAAAAGGAAGGCUCAUGACAACUCAGGGCCAUCCAAAAAACUCCAGCCCACCCCAACGAAACAAAAACAGCAUUUCCUAUUCGAGGAACAUGACUUCUGGAUUCCGACUCCCUUUGGAAUCAAUCCCUAAGUAUGUACAUGAACUAGUGAAACAACUAGUUGAUAACUAAACUGUUCGCAC
Messenger RNA from Hyphopichia burtonii NRRL Y-1933, 1413 nucleotides. RefSeq names its product rRNA-processing protein (gene LAS1). NCBI's taxonomy places the organism in Eukaryota, Fungi, Ascomycota, Pichiomycetes, Serinales, Debaryomycetaceae. Bases 1 to 1362 code for a protein of 453 amino acids. Gene Ontology annotation, molecular function: endonuclease activity. The transcript has a single exon. The record is from RefSeq and is a predicted model, not a curated record. Gene Ontology annotation, biological process: maturation of LSU-rRNA; maturation of 5.8S rRNA. Gene Ontology annotation, cellular component: preribosome, large subunit precursor; Las1 complex.